AAGACAAUGGAGUGUUUAUGGAAAAACUUCUGUGAAAAUAGCAGAAACAUGAAUAUGGAAAUAAUCAAAACCAGAUCAUGGGAGGAUUAUGUCGAUUCGAGGAGAGAAGCAAUCAGAAAUGUAUUUCAGAAGAUGCCUCUGUAUCUCCAGGAGGAGGAGCAACACCAUUGGGAGAUCCUGUACAAAGAGCGCAGGGAAAUUUUUGAGCAACUCAAUGAAAGUCAAGCCAGAAUGGCUCACAAGAGGGAGACUUUAAGAGGAAUGUAUAAGGAACUGAAGGAAAUGUGUCAUAAACCAGAUGUGGAGCUACUUCAGGCUUUUGGAGACAUCCUGCCCAGGUGUGAAUCCAUGCUGCUGCACAUGCCCCAGCCUGUGAAUCCAGAGCUGAGUGCAGUGCCUAUCACUGGACUGAUAGAAACCCUCAGAUACUUCCAAGUGACUGUCAGUCUGGAUCCUGAAAGAUUCAACUAGCACAUGUUCCUACAGGGAGAUCUCCGAAGCCUGCACAUUGGUUGUUUCCCUCAUGAUGUGCCCUGUCUCCCGGAGAGGCCUGGAUGUUUUCUGGCAUGGGGUGUUCAGACUUUUACUUCUGGCAGAUAUUACUGGGAGGUAGAAGUGGGAAACUCUUGCAAUUGGGCUGUAGGUGUUUGUAAUAGCUUUUGGAAAGCGAAGUACAGGAAUACCAAGAUAUUUGUUGAUGAGGGACUCUUUCUUAUUGCAUGUGUUAAGGAAGAUGUCCAUAACAGUUUCUUCACCACCUCUCCACUUUUAGUGCAAUAUGUAGCAAGGCCGAUUAACCACAUAGGACUAUUCCUGGAUUAUGAAGCUAGAACUAUGAGCUUUCUUGAUGUUGAUCACAGUUCCCUGAUAUAUACCAUCCCUUCUUGUUCCCUUUCUAUUCGUCUCAAGCCUAUCUUCUGCUGCUGUCAUUUAUGAACAGACACGGGGGAAAUCCACUCUCUGAAACCCUUGUCCUUGAGCCUCAUCAGAUAGUAAAAAUAGGUGGCAUUUUAUGAAAUUUCAAUUCCUCCUACUAUCAUGAAAUCCCAUUUACUGUGUUCUUAUCAAUUGUAGUAACAAUAAAAUUAUGUAUGCUGUACAUGUUGUUGUUUAUUCAAUAUUUUCUCAUGAUGCAUUGAAAACAACACAUUGUCUGAUUCUCACUUUAUUUAUGAACUUUGAGAAAGUGAAAGAAUAGAUUUUGGUGGUGUUCCAGUAAUGUCCAAAUCCAAUUCAAUAAAGGACGAAUCAAACAAACAUGGUUGUAAACAUCCAAUGGAGAUAUGGAAAUAGUUUGUCCUUUCUCUUUAUUUAACAGUAACUACUUGUCAUUUUCCAUUUUAUAGUGUAAUAGCAAAUAAGUGAAAUGGCUUUAAGUCCUCAAAAGCACUGUUUUGAGCUCACAACUCUUGAGAGUGAGCCAAGGCAUUUCACAAUCAUGGUGUCAGCAUCAACUGAGC
Molecule: messenger RNA, 1460 nt
Organism: Oryctolagus cuniculus (rabbit)
Lineage: Eukaryota; Metazoa; Chordata; Mammalia; Lagomorpha; Leporidae
Source: RefSeq, a predicted model, not a curated record